Anisakis simplex (herring worm) is the source of this 1224-nucleotide messenger RNA. The record is from the annotation of a GenBank genome assembly. Lineage: Eukaryota; Metazoa; Nematoda; Chromadorea; Rhabditida; Anisakidae.
UUGAACACAACCUCAACAACACCAACUAACUUAUCGUCGUCGUGUCACGAUGAGAUACUUGAAGCUGACGACGAACUUCCUAAUAAUGAUGGUGAAGCUGCUACCCAACACGCUUCGCAACAGACCAGCUCAGCGGAUUUCUUUCAAACAACGAAAAUUGAUGCGUUCGGAUUCAUGCAUUCGCCAACCAGCGCUGACAUUGAAUCUAAUGCAACACUACGCGCACUCUUCUUCAUCGAAUUGAAAAGUGGUGAUAUUUGCAGUGAUCAGAGCAGUGCUGAGGCAGCGGUGGUCAGGGAUUUGGGUACUCUGCGGAAACGUGAAACAAAAUGGCUUUAUAUGCUGUCAAAUUGGACGUAUUUUAUGGAUAAUAACUACGAGAAAGUGCGAGAACGGUGCAGAAAGGGUAUACCACCGUCUUUGAGGGGUCGAGCUUGGAAGCAUCUCUGCGGAGCUGCGUUUCAUAUGGAAUUUAGCGUGAACAGGAAUGUUUUUGAUGAACUCAGUAAUCUACCGGGUGAUCCUCACUGGAUUGACGAUAUCAAAAAGGAUUUGAAUCGUCAAUUUCCCGAGCACGUAAUGUUCUCACGAUAUGGUCCCUACGGCAAGCGAGGGAAGAAAGAUUUGUUUGAGUUGUUGAAGGCGUACACGAUUCUACACCCAGAAGAGGGUUACUGCCAGGGACAGGCGCCGAUUGCAUCUGUUCUUCUGAUGCAUAUGCCUUUGAAAGAUGCGUUUUAUUGCUUUGUUCAACUGUGCCAUAAAUAUUUACCUGGUUAUUACAGUGCGGGUUUGGAAGCAGUGCAGAUCGAUGGUGAUAUAUUAUUUCAGUUACUAAAAGAGAAGUCGAAAUUGAGUUACAGACAUUUAAAGAAGCAUCAUGUCGAGCCAGUUUUGUAUAUGAUUGAGUGGUUUAUGUGCUUGUAUUGCCGAACGUUACCUUGGCCGACGGUUUUGAGAGUCUGGGAUAUGUUCUUUUGUGAAGGUGUAAAAGUGCUCUUCAAAGUGGCCAUAGUGCUAUUCCGGUAUGGUCUCGGAACGACCGAACAGAUAAAGCAAUUCAACGAUUUCCAUUCGAUAGUCACACGUCUCAAAAAUCUGCCUGCUGAAACUUCUGAAAUGAGAUUUUUUAAGGUGAUUGAAUUGGAUUUGGAUGAUGGGUAUAUGGAACGGUUGCAUUAUCGGGCAAUGAAAACGAGGCAAAUGCGUGUCAAACUAUCGUGA